Cordyceps fumosorosea ARSEF 2679 is the source of this 1221-nucleotide messenger RNA. RefSeq names its product RNA polymerase II-associated protein 1. The record is from RefSeq and is a predicted model, not a curated record. The coding region runs from base 1 to 1221 and encodes 406 amino acids. Gene Ontology annotation, biological process: transcription by RNA polymerase II. Gene Ontology annotation, cellular component: nucleus. The transcript has a single exon. Lineage: Eukaryota; Fungi; Ascomycota; Sordariomycetes; Hypocreales; Cordycipitaceae.
AUGGAUCCGACACUCUUGGUUGGGGAUAUCGUGGAGAGAGAUGUUGCUGAUAUCAAGAAGCCCAGUUUCCCGACUGCGCCGCCGACAACAACGGGCUUCCCGCAACAUAAAAAGCGAUGGACGGGCUCCGCCUUCAAACAACGGCGUACCAAGGCAGCUACCACCGAAACGACAAAUGAUUCCAAGUCAAAUAACGCGGACAACGGUCUAGCAAAUACGAUCAAGGAUAAUCACCAGAGCUUUGAAGAGAUCGAAAAGAAGCGAAUAGACCAGGAGAACAGGUCGAGGCUGGACGCCAUGACCCCGCAAGAGAUUGCGCAGGCGCAGGAGGAUCUCAUGAAUGGACUGAAUCCUGCUCUGGUUCAACGGCUUUUGCAGCGCGCACGGAUUGACGAACCUACUGGCCCAUCUCCGUUUGAUCCACCGCCUUCGGAAGAACGGGUAAAGGAGCCACCGACGAGGACAGAUCUGGGAUCCGAGGCUAGUGAGCCGGAGCGCAAGCCAGCAGAGGCCAAGAAGGUCUCGUUUCAAGACGUGCCCGAGGACUUUGACGAAGACCGAGAGCCAGCGCAGAUCCCAGACGACUUGAUGGCGGCGACGGACCUUCGCAACGAAUCGACGCACUUUCCCGGGCCGCCCAAGGUGUCCGACCUGGACCCGGCCGAUCCGAACUUUCUCGAGAACCUGCACAAGAAGUACUUCCCGGACCUGCCGGCGGACCCGAGCAAGCUGGCGUGGAUGGCACCGAUCCCGAGCGAGGGCAGCGUGGCGGACCAGGAGUCAAGCUACUACCCGCACCCGGAGAUUGCGGUGUCGGCGCUGCGGUUCGACUUUCGCGGGCGGUUCUUGUCGCCGCGGGUGAGCCGGGCGAUACCGUCGUCGCGCGGGCUGCACCACCACGGGGAGGCGCCGGAGGCGGCGGGCUACACUGUCGCGGAGCUUGCGCGGCUGGCGCGAAGCGCGGUGCCGUCGCAGCGGUGCAUGGCGUUCCAGACGCUAGGGCGCAUCCUGUUCCGGCUGGGGCGCGGGGACUGGGGCGUGUCGGUGGACGACACCAUCGCCAUGGGCGUGUGGAGGGCGGUCAAGGAGGGCAGGGUGCUGGACACGCUCAACGAGGCGGCCAUGGUGGAGGGCGGGCACAGGGGCAGCAAGGCGUACGCGAUGGAGGCGCUGUGGCUGUUUGAAAAGGGCGGGUGGAAGGAAAAGGUGAAGGGGCGAUGA